AUAAGAAAAUUAAAAAUGAAGAUCGUGCCGGAGCGUUUAGAGAAACUGCAAGCUUUUGUUUGCUCCAGAAUGCAGCAGGUGCCGGCUCAUGCCUUGCCGACUGGCGUGCGUAAGGGCUGCUUACCUUUGGGAUUACCGCAGCCGUUGUUGUUGGAGGAGAAGAAAUUCCUGUUGGCGGUGGAGCGCGGUGAUAUCGGCAAUGUACGCAGAAUUCUGCAGAAGGCUCAUCGCAAGCGCCACAUCAAUAUCAAUUGUAUGGAUCCGUUGGGCCGGCGCGCGCUCACACUGGCGAUUGACAAUGAGAACCUCGAAAUGGUUGAAUUGUUAGUGAUUAUGGGCGUGGAGACGAAGGAUGCCUUGCUGCAUGCCAUUAAUGCGGAAUUCGUUGAGGCUGUCGAGCUGUUGCUCGAGCAUGAGGAACUCAUCUACAAGGAGGGUGAACCAUAUAGUUGGCAAAAAGUCGAUUUAAAUACAGCUGUGUUUCCGCCCGACAUCACACCGCUGAUACUGGCUGCUCAUAAGAACAAUUUUGAGAUUUUAAAAAUUUUGUUGGAUCGUGGCGCUGCCGUGCCGGUGCCACAUGAUAUACGCUGCGGCUGUGAUGAGUGCGUACGUUUGUCCAACGAAGAUUCGCUGCGUCAUUCUUUGUCACGUGUCAAUAUUUAUAAGGCUUUGGCGAGUCCAUCACUCAUUUGCCUCACCUCCAGUGAUCCAUUACUCACGGCAUUCCAACUUUCAUGGGAAUUGCGAAAUUUAGCUUUUACGGAACAGGAAUGCAAAGCCGAGUAUAUGGAGUUGCGUCGUCAGUGCCAAAAAUUCGCUGUUGAUCUGCUGGAUCAAACACGUACCUCGAAUGAGCUGGCCAUUAUACUCAACUAUGAUCCCCAGAUAUCUACAUAUGAGCCUGGUGAUCGCAUGAGCUUGAAUCGUUUAGAACAAGCCAUUAUGUAUAAGCAAAAGAAGUUUGUUGCCCACUCGAAUAUCCAGCAAUUGCUCUCCGCCAUUUGGUACGAUGGCUUGCCCGGUUUUAGGCGUAAAACGGUGCUCGAAAAGUUCUGGUGCAUCGUACAAGUGGCUGUGCUCUUUCCCGUCUAUUGUAUGGUCUACAUGUUUGCGCCUAACUGUCGUACCGGUAUUUUGAUGCGUAAACCGUUCAUGAAGUUUCUCAUACACGCCUCGUCCUAUCUGUUCUUCCUGUUCAUACUAAUCCUGGUGUCGCAACGUGCCGACGACGAUGUCAUCCGUCUUUUCGGCACCGAACGCAUGCGGCAAACGUUGGCCGAAGAACAGCUGCGUCAGCGUGGCAAAGCACCGACUAAGCUGGAGCUGUUGGUCGUCUUCUAUGUGUUCGGCUUCAUGUGGGAGGAGGUGCAGGAGAUAUUUACGGUGGGCAUGAAGAGCUACUUGCGGAAUAUGUGGAACUUCAUUGAUUUUCUGCGCAACAGUUUGUACGUGAGCGUCAUGUGUUUGAGAAUCCUCGCCUACAUACAGCAAACCAGCGAAAUCCGCCACGAUCCGAAAAUGGCCUACGUGCCACGCGAAAAAUGGGACGACUACGAUCCACAGCUGAUCGCUGAGGGUCUACUAGCCGCCGCUAAUGUAUUCUCAGCACUCAAACUGGUACAUCUAUUCUCGAUCAAUCCGCACUUGGGUCCGCUGCAGAUCUCACUCGGACGCAUGGUUAUUGAUAUUGUGAAAUUCUUCUUCAUCUACUCUUUGGUGCUGUUCGCCUUCGCUUGUGGCCUCAAUCAAUUGCUGUGGUAUUUCGCUGAUUUAGAGAAGAGUAAAUGUUAUAGCAUGCCAGAUGGUUCAGCCGACUGGGGUGGUAAUGGCGAUUCGUGCAUGAAGUGGCGACGCUUCGGAAACCUCUUCGAGUCAUCGCAAUCACUCUUCUGGGCCAGUUUCGGCAUGGUUGGCCUGUCCGAUUUCGAGCUGACCGGCAUUAAAUCAUACACACGCUUCUGGGGUCUGCUGAUGUUCGGCUCGUACAGCGUCAUCAAUGUGAUUGUAUUGUUGAAUCUACUCAUCGCGAUGAUGUCCAAUUCAUAUGCCAUGAUUGAUGAACACUCGGACACUGAGUGGAAGUUCGCACGCACCAAAUUGUGGAUGAGUUACUUUGAGGACAGCGCCACUUUGCCGCCACCCUUCAAUAUAAUGCCUUCGGCUAAGUGGCUAAUCAGAGUGUUUCGCAAAUCGAGCAAGGAGAUCGAUAAGAAGCGUUCAAAGAAACGUCAACUUAAGGAUCAGGAUAAUGCCUAUGACAAUAUAAUGCGCUCGUUGGUUUGGCGUUUCAUUUCGGCGGAGCAUCGCAAAUUCGAAGAGAAUCCCGUCACCGAGGAUGACAUUAAUGAGCUGAAAUGCGAGAUAUCGACAAUGCGCUAUGAGAUAUUGGAUGUGUUUGAGAAUAGCGGUUUGGAUUGCUCGAGCGCGAGCAAGCGUGAGAAACCGUCACGUGCCAAGCGCAACAAAGUGUGGGAGCGUCGUCUCAUGAAGGGCUUCCAGGUUGCGCCAGUGCAAGUCGUCUACGCCGAAGAUGCCAACUUCAAUGUGAAUGGCGAAGGCGAAAUCAACGAAAUCAAAAUCGAAAAGCCCUCGCGCGAUCCCAAUGAAACACCGCUCGAACGUUUCCGUCGUGUGGCACGCACUGUGGCCGCGCAAUCGGCAACACACAAAUGGACCGUGGUGCUGCGUGGUGUGACCAAGAAUUCACAGAUUGGACGCUGCAGCAACUAUCACGAUGCGGACAAUUUGCAACAUCUUGGCAAGGCGAUUGAAGAGGCGAAGCGCCUCAUCAUGCUCAGUCCCACCUUUUCACGUACAGGCAUUGAGUCGCCAAUACCGAUCGAGUUCGAGGAUGAGAAGACCUCAACACUACUAGAUUUGCUCAAUAAGAUAAGUGAAGAGAUCGAUGAUCACUAUGAUACACCACACGGCCGAACGGCUGAGAUGAAAAAGCGCGAAUUACUACGUGCCUUCCACCAACAACAAGCACCCAGCUAUAAAGAGCAAACAUUUUUGAAGCAAAACAAGCCGUCGAAAUUGCAACCAGCGGAGCAACCACCGCUGACACGUGCCAAGACCGCGCCGGAAAUAGAGCUCAAUAAGGCCGGCAAACCACCGGCUUAUAGCAAUAACAAGGUGAACAGCAAUAGCGGCAAGCAACCUAACAAGCCCACCAACGAAUUGUCACUCUCCGCCUCAUCUUUAGUCAAGCAGCAACAGUCCACGAAAGCGCCUGCACCAAAAGCGCAAGCACCUGGCAAAGCAAUUAGCGCGACUACUAGUGGACCCAGCGGUUCGUUGAAGAAAGCAACUGCACCACAAGCGCCACCUAGCUAUGUACACAGCAAUGUAAGCAAAAGCAGCGGCGCAAUUGAAAGAACCGGCAGUCGUCACACGCCAUUUUCUGUAGAGUUCGGUUACAAUGGACGUCGACCCGGCUACACUGGACCUACCGGUAAUACCAACUCCUUCGACAUCGAUGUGGUCGAUUUGGAUGAUAUGGAUACGGAUAGCGAACAGUACUUCCACACCAAUGCUGACAAUGUCUCCGACGUCAGUUCGGUGGUCAACGUUAGUCCUAUGCAGCUGGCCGGUGGCGCAAGGCCAAAGGAACAGCGUGCCGAGCUAACGCGCGGUUUUAGCAUCGAAAAUGAGAAGCAGCCGAAGACCACAAGACAGCAGUCGGCGGGUGGUAAUAAUAAUAGUGGUAGCGGUCAACGUGCGCCACCACCGCCGGUGGAUCGUAAUGGCAAGCAGUGGAUGUAAGCGUUAGCGUAUUUCGCUUCAAAUUGCUAUGAUAUUUGGCUGAAAUUUGUGAGAAAUCUUUAAAUAAAUAUAUAAAGGAAAUAAAUAACCGAAAACAACUCAAUUCAACACUUAAAAUACAACACCACCGCUGUGUCGUUGUCAACACUGAACAUUGUGUGCCUUCUUCCGCAUUAGAUAGCUAAGAACGAUGAUACUCUCAGCCGUGCAGUUGAAUUUUAUGAAGUGAAACUUGCUGUUGCAAUUAAAAGCAAAUGUUUGUUAACAAAAUGCAAUAAUAAAUUGUUAUUUAAAUAUCAAGAAAACAAUAAA
Bactrocera neohumeralis is the source of this 4080-nucleotide messenger RNA. RefSeq names its product transient-receptor-potential-like protein (gene trpl). Gene Ontology annotation, cellular component: membrane; cation channel complex. Gene Ontology annotation, biological process: calcium ion transmembrane transport; regulation of cytosolic calcium ion concentration; manganese ion transport. Gene Ontology annotation, molecular function: inositol 1,4,5 trisphosphate binding; protein binding; store-operated calcium channel activity. The record is from RefSeq and is a predicted model, not a curated record. NCBI's taxonomy places the organism in Eukaryota, Metazoa, Arthropoda, Insecta, Diptera, Tephritidae.